AUGAUCGAGUCGUUACCCAGGACGCAAGCGCAUCGUGAAGUUGACCUCGAAGUCGUUGAUGCUGAUAAAGAAGAACUGUACUCCAAGCAAAUUCCCGGUCUCGUUAAAGCCAGCCUUAACAGAAAGCAGGGUGGUGUUAUCGAAGAAGGGCUGAAUCUAUGGCCUAGUAUUCAUAUCGAUGGAGUAGAAACGCUGUACACCUCCGUUUUUGAUGCUGCGAGGAAGGGACUAGGUGAUACAGGCCAUGAAUGUGAGGGCUAUGAUUUGGGCGAAAAUGGAGAGCACCAGAAAAUUCUUGAGCCCACCGCCUUCAUGGACGAAGAGCUGCAGGAUCAUUUCGGGGGACAUACUAUCAAAAGCCCUUGGGCGAGUCUCAAGCCAGAGAUCAAAGUAAUGGUGGAGAGGUAAAACGCCUUAGUCGAUUCAAUAAGGUUGAAAGGUUGAGCUGCAGCAGUGGUAAAGGACCAUGAUACUUUUCUUUCAAGCUUGAAACUGAUAUCUUGGCAUAGUUGGACUACUGUAUGCCUUGCAACACCCCAUGCACGAAUAGAGCCUAAGUUCCGACAGAAAGUCGUAGACACAAACUAAGCCACGAAACAGUGCUUCUCCUUCGCACGGCUUAAAGCUUCGCUCUCGGUAGUUGGAUUACGUCCAUAAUAGCU
Molecule: messenger RNA, 662 nt
Organism: Suillus subaureus
Lineage: Eukaryota; Fungi; Basidiomycota; Agaricomycetes; Boletales; Suillaceae
Exons: 4
Coding region: 1-408 (135 amino acids)
Source: RefSeq, a predicted model, not a curated record